AUGUCAAACUCUGCUACUGAGCCCACAUCGUCGGUUGCACCGUCCUUACCCCCGCUGGAGACGUUCAUCGAUCGCCGAAACCCUCAACCCAUUUCUCUAAACUUGGGGUUCAACCGGUUCCGAUGGCCUGCCUUUGCUUCGCUCUAUGAGAUCAAAUUGCUCCGUGACCCAACCAAUGCGGACUCUGAACAGGACCCGUACCAAACCCAGGCUGGAGAGGGUACUUCCUCGCUACACCCUAUUGCCAUCGAAUUGUACACCGAUCCUCCCAUAUCCUCGUUGAAGGCUUCAAUCGACCUUCUCGACCAUUAUGGCAGUCGCGAUGCGUGGGAAGACCUUCACACGGUAGAUCGCCCGGAAGAUGACACUGAGGUGCCAUGCGAAUGCUGCGGUCGGAUGCCGUAUCGACCCCCAGAAUCACUGAUUAUCCGCGCAACCUCGGAUGCUGGCGUGACCAUCGGAGACAUUGUCUUCCAGGUGAACAAGUACGUGAAUGACCUGCAAAAGGAUGUUCUCGAGGCCCUGGAUGCUGUUGGAGAGUAUGCCGGCCAGAGAAGCCCGAGCCACUCUUUCUGGACUGAGUUCUGCAUCAACAACAUCGGUAUCAAAGAAGCGCGGUCUUCUGAAGAACUGGAAAAGAACUAG
Colletotrichum aenigma is the source of this 645-nucleotide messenger RNA. RefSeq lists its product as uncharacterized. The coding region runs from base 1 to 645 and encodes 214 amino acids. The record is from RefSeq and is a predicted model, not a curated record. The transcript has a single exon. NCBI's taxonomy places the organism in Eukaryota, Fungi, Ascomycota, Sordariomycetes, Glomerellales, Glomerellaceae.